This is a messenger RNA of Caenorhabditis remanei, 303 nucleotides long. RefSeq lists its product as uncharacterized. Bases 1 to 303 code for a protein of 100 amino acids. The record is from RefSeq and is a predicted model, not a curated record. The transcript has 3 exons. Lineage: Eukaryota; Metazoa; Nematoda; Chromadorea; Rhabditida; Rhabditidae.
AUGAAAGAGCCCUGUUUCCGAUGCAAACGACCGACUUAUUUCAAUGACAAAAUGGGACCACUGAAAGAUGGAUCAAUGUUCCAUAAAGGAUGUUUCAAAUGCUGGAUUUGUGGAACUAGAUUGUCUCUCAAAACGUAUCACAAUAAUAGAAAUGAUAAUACUGAUCUCGAGGUUUACUGUGCGGGUCACGUACCAACUCCAGGACCACAUGAUCCAAUUCCACAUCGAUCAAAUCUUCUUUUCUCUCCAAAAACAAAGGGAGAAUAUCCACAUAAUUUGAUGAGACCUGCUGGACCAACAUAA